Molecule: messenger RNA, 3615 nt
Organism: Selaginella moellendorffii
Lineage: Eukaryota; Viridiplantae; Streptophyta; Lycopodiopsida; Selaginellales; Selaginellaceae
Product: leucine-rich repeat receptor-like kinase protein THICK TASSEL DWARF1
Exons: 3
Coding region: 17-3586 (1189 amino acids)
Biological process (GO): protein phosphorylation; hormone-mediated signaling pathway
Cellular component (GO): plasma membrane
Molecular function (GO): protein binding; protein kinase activity; ATP binding
Source: RefSeq, a predicted model, not a curated record
AUCCGCCUGGAACGACAUGGCCGAGCAUUUGAUGAGCUGGGAUCCAUCCAAGGGGACGCCCUGCGGCGCGCAGGGCUGGGUGGGGAUCAAAUGCCGCCGGGACAACUCCACUGGCCUCGUCCAAGUCGUGUCGAUCGUCCUGCCAAAGGCUUCUCUCGAUGGUGGCUUCCUGGUGGGUGAUAUUGGCUCUCUGUCCAAGCUUGAGAAGCUAGCUCUUCCCGGGAACAGGCUUUCGGGGAGAAUCCCGGUGGAGCUCAGCAUUCUCCAAAACUUGGUAUCUCUAGAUCUCUCGAGCAACCUCUUAUGGGGGACGAUUCCAGUGGAGCUUGGAUCUCUUCAAAAGCUCAAGGCACUCUCACUUGCAAACAACAGCCUCACUGGUGUUAUUCCUCCAGAGAUUGGGAACUUGACACAGCUUACAGUGCUCUAUCUCCAGCAAAACCAGCUUGUUGGAAAGAUUCCAGCCGAGCUCUGCGACUUAACGGCCCUGGAGGCACUCUACCUCCACAGCAACUAUCUCACUGGACCGAUUCCACCGGAGCUAGGCAGGCUCAAGAAGCUGGCAGUUCUUCUACUCUUCUCCAACGAGCUCACAGGUAGCAUCCCUGAAACGCUCGCCAACCUGACCAACUUGGAAGCUCUGGUGCUGUCGGAGAACAGUCUCUCGGGUUCCAUCCCUCCUGCGAUUGGAUCGUUUCCGGUGCUACGCGUGCUCUACCUCGACUCUAACAAUUUGUCGGGAUUGAUACCACCCGAGAUUGGCCUCCUGCCUUGUCUUCAAAAGUAUUGCUCCUCGAAUCCGACCAACGCGUACUUCAACGGGCCUCCGGCUAUCAGGCUCUUCUCCAACAAUCUCCAGGGUCCGAUCCCUCCAGAGAUUGGAAACUUACAGAGCUUGGAGAUUCUGGAACUUAGCUCCAACCAGCUCUCGGGCGGCAUUCCUCCAGAGCUCGGGAACAUGACGUCGUUGGUUCAUCUCGACUUGCAGUUCAACAAUCUGUCCGGCCCGAUCCCUCCAGAUAUUUCUCUUCUCUCUCGCUUGGAGGUACUGUCACUGGGAUACAAUCGGCUUUCUGGAGCAAUUCCAUACGAGGUUGGCCUCCUCUUUUCCCUACGGCUCAUGUACCUUCCUAACAACAGCUUGAGUGGACACAUUCCAGCGGACCUCGAGCACCUCAAAAUGCUCACUCAGGUGGACCUCGAUUUCAACGAGUUGACGGGCUCCAUUCCAAAGCAGCUCGGCUUCCUCCCAAACUUGCAGGCACUCUUUCUUCAGCAAAACAAGCUUCAAGGAAGUAUUCCACCGGAGCUUGGACAGCUCCGGUCGCUGCGGUUUUUAAACCUGGGAAACAACAACCUCACAGGUACAAUUCCUCGAGAACUGAGCUCUCUAACCGGGCUGUCGCAGCUUCUCCUCAACAACAAUUCUUUAAGCGGUGCAAUCCCACCAGAACUCGGUCUGCUGCAGUUUCCUCUCUACUCCAGCCUUCCAGAGCACGUCCACUUUGUUUCGGACCAGUCGGCCAUGGACUUGAGCGGAAAUUAUCUUUCUGGUCCUGUUCCACCCGAGCUUGGGAACUGCUCGCUCUUGACGGUGCUCAACCUUGCGGAUAAUCUCCUGACGGGCACUGUUCCAGAGGAGCUCGGUAGCCUUUCGUUCCUGGCUUCUCUGGUUUUGGAAAACAACCAACUUGAAGGCAAAGUACCGUCGAGUUUGGGGAACUGCUCGGGCUUAAUUGCUAUUCGGCUGGGACACAACAGGUUGACAGGCACCAUACCAGAAAGUUUCGGCCUGUUGACGCACCUUCAAACGUUCGACAUGAGCUUCAACGGGUUGACAGGCAAGAUUCCACCGCAAAUCGGGCUCUGCAAGAGCCUUCUAUCCCUGGCUCUCAACGAUAACGCUCUCAAAGGCUCGAUUCCGACGGAGUUGACAACACUUCCUAUUCUCCAAUUCGCAAGCAUGGCACACAACAAGCUGACGGGAGUUAUACCUCCAACUUUGGACUCGCUAGCUCAACUACAGGUGCUGAACUUGGAAGGAAACAUGCUUUCCGGUAGCAUUCCUGCCAAAGUCGGUGCGAUACGUGACCUUCGCGAGCUUGUCCUGAGCUCCAACCGACUGUCCAACAACAUACCUUCGAGUCUUGGCUCUCUAUUGUUCUUAACGGUGCUGCUGCUGGACAAGAACAACUUCACUGGUACAAUUCCGCCAACUCUUUGCAACUGCUCUAGUUUGAUGCGCCUCAACCUCUCGAGCAACGGGCUUGUUGGGGAGAUACCGAGACUCGGAAGUUUCUUGAGGUUCCAGGCGGAUUCUUUUGCUAGAAACACCGGGCUCUGCGGUCCUCCGCUCCCUUUCCCGAGGUGUUCGGCAGCAGAUCCAACAGGGGAGGCUGGUAACACGCUUGCAGACUUUCACAACUGGAAGAAAUGGCUUACAGUGCUUGGGCCGGCUGUGGCAGUGUUGGCGGUGCUGGUCUUCGUUGUUUUGCUGGCCAAGUGGUUCCAUUUGCGUCCAGUUCAAGUCACGUAUGAUCCGUCAGAAAAUGUUCCCGGCAAGAUGGUGGUGUUCGUCAACAACUUUGUUUGCGACUACGACGACAUCGUCGCUGCAACAGGCGGUUUUGACGAUUCCCACUUACUGGGAAAGGGCGGCUUUGGAGCCGUCUACGAUGCAGUUUUACCCGAUGGCUCGCACCUGGCAGUGAAGCGGCUGCGAAACGAGAACGUUGCGAAUGAUCCAUCUUUUGAAGCGGAGAUAAGCACUCUUGGUCUCAUCAAGCACAGGAACCUGGUGUCGCUCAAGGGGUUCUACUGCAGCGCUCAGGAAAAACUCCUGUUUUACGACUACAUGCCAUGUGGAAGUUUGCACGACGUGCUCCACGGUGGUGGUGUCGCCUCUGCCUCUCCAUCAACGUUGCUAAGCUGGAUGGCUCGUCUUAGAAUUGCCGUGGGGACUGCUCGAGGCCUACUCUACUUGCACGAAGGCUGCUCGCCUAGAAUCAUCCACCGGGACGUGAAGUCGAGCAACAUUUUACUAGACUCGGACAUGGAGCCUCACAUCGCCGACUUUGGACUGGCGAGGCUCGUUGAGAACAAUGCCACUCAUCUCACGACAGGCAUAGCCGGAACUUUGGGAUACAUCGCCCCGGAGGUGGUUUCGACGUGCAGACUCUCGGAGAAAACAGACGUGUAUAGCUUUGGCAUCGUUCUCCUGGAGCUGCUCACGGGAAGAAAGCCACUCGUCUUGGGGAACCUGGGAGAGAUUGUCAGCGUGACUACAUGGGUGAAAGCUAUGAACCAGCAAGGCAAAGGCAUGGAAACAUUCGACAGCGAGCUGGCGUCUUCGAGCCCCUCUUCGGGACCAGUUCUAGUGCAAAUGAUGCAGCUGGCGCUUCACUGCACAUCCGAUUGGCCUUCAAGACGUCCUUCCAUGAGUAAAGUCGUGGCUUUUCUCGAGCUCCUGCAAGAAAGCUUGCUCAGAGAGGAGGAGGAGUCCAAGCAGCUUCUCCUCUUAACCGACAGGGCGGAUCAACAGAGCGAGAAAAUCAGCCUGCCGUCAGACGACAUGAUGGAGAGAUAGAUCGACCAUUCAGGAACAUGGAAAAAAAG